Aspergillus tanneri is the source of this 1578-nucleotide messenger RNA. RefSeq lists its product as uncharacterized. Bases 1 to 1578 code for a protein of 525 amino acids. Gene Ontology annotation, biological process: regulation of DNA-templated transcription. Gene Ontology annotation, molecular function: DNA-binding transcription factor activity, RNA polymerase II-specific; RNA polymerase II cis-regulatory region sequence-specific DNA binding. The transcript is spliced from 5 exons. The record is from RefSeq and is a predicted model, not a curated record. NCBI's taxonomy places the organism in Eukaryota, Fungi, Ascomycota, Eurotiomycetes, Eurotiales, Aspergillaceae. Gene Ontology annotation, cellular component: nucleus.
AUGGCUGUAUCGAUUCUCUUGUCGGCGCCCGGUGACCCCUGUGCGCUGGCUCCUCUGAAAUACGAGGGUCAGGAACUAAAAUUAGAGGACUAUGAUCGAUGGCCUUCUAGGACGCCUACUAGCGAUCAUGUCCUAUCGCGAGAGGGGCUAAAAAGGGAGAGCACCGUAUUCGGAUUGUCAGAUAGACGGACUUAUCCAUCGAAUUGGGUUCUGCAAAAACGGACGGGAAUGGCACGGAAACAACGAAGAUGGACAGCGGAAGAAGACGCACAGCUUCAGGAAGGUGUUCAGGCAGCUAUCAACGGCUCCCGCCCACUUCUUUGGCGGGAAAUUGCGAAGAGCGUCCCUGGACGAAGCAAUAAGGACUGCCGACGACGCUGGUGCAAUUCCCUAGCGGGCUCCCUUUCCAAAGGCCAUUGGACGGAAUCGGAAGAUGAGAGGUUGUGGACAGCCGUACAGAAACAUGGAACCCAAUGGGCGGUGGUGGCCCAAGAGGUUGGCACCCGGAGUCCUGACCAGUGCUCCAGCCACUGGAGCCAUACCCUCAAUCCGGACAUUGAUUUCAGUGAGUGGACUCAGCAAGACGAUGAGACUCUGUUGCAAGCGGUCCAACAACAUGGCACCACCUGGACAACUAUUGCUUCCAAGCAUCUCCCCAAUCGGACGGCCCUAGCCAUCCGGAACCGUUUCAACGCUCUGAAUGCCCGGAUGGAGGGGAAUCGGAAGGCCCCCUCGGCCGAGGGGGCCGGCAUCCGCGCAGGAGCCAGUCCCCAUUCCCGGAAUUGGCCCAAUCGGGACGACGGUCGUCAGCUGUACCCGUCUUGUAUCUCAGACUGGCCCGAGGAUGAGGAUGACGAUUCAGAAGAUGGGGGAGAUGACAAUGAUCAAUAUGGCCCCUGGCACGGGAAACCGACACCGUUGUCAAGUCCACCCAGCGGAAGCCUUGCGAGGCCCAAGGGCUUGGUAGGCUUGUCAAGGACCUCAUCCAUAUUGGCACCGGCCCAUCGUCAGGGUCAAUCUUACUCUUCCCACCUGUCCCAAGAUUCAUGGACUCCAAUCACCCCCCAAACCUCCGAUUCCAAUGUGUUCCCCAGUGUCAUGACAUCGGGCCUCAGCCCCUACCAUGAGCAUGCCAGCGUCAAGCACGCGUCGACAUCGGUGGGGUCAUUGACGUCUCCCCUGAUGGUACCAGACACUGCACACCUUUCAAGCGGUGCUCUGUCCUUCGACCAUUAUCUAGCUGGCGGUCCCCAAGCACAGCCUGGAUUGCCAGCCAAUACCAUGGCUGAGCUUCUGACUCCGCAAUCUCCCCUUGGCUUGACUACUCCCCCUAACCCUUUUCUAUCCGGUCCCAUCAAGUCUGGUCUUUCUCAAUGGCCCGCGGGUCCUACUGCGGAGACAUUCGAGGGGGCUGCAACCCCCCCGCAACAAGAUGGCCUAGGCCCUACAUUGCAUCGUAUAUCUAUAGAUAUGGAAUGUACAUCUGAGCAGCUAUCGCAAAUUAUGAGAGCUGCAGCGACCAUUGGUGGCAAAGUCACGUUAAGCAUUAAUCACCCAGAUGACAAACCCCGGUGUUGA